This is a messenger RNA of Monopterus albus (swamp eel), 3497 nucleotides long. RefSeq names its product SUMO specific peptidase 3b (gene senp3b). The transcript is spliced from 12 exons. Gene Ontology annotation, biological process: proteolysis; protein desumoylation. The coding region runs from base 379 to 2043 and encodes 554 amino acids. The record is from RefSeq and is a predicted model, not a curated record. Lineage: Eukaryota; Metazoa; Chordata; Actinopteri; Synbranchiformes; Synbranchidae. Gene Ontology annotation, molecular function: deSUMOylase activity. Gene Ontology annotation, cellular component: nucleus.
UUGAACAUACGUUGUAUGACGCCAUUGCUGCGCGACAGACUUGCAGCUCACAGGAGCAAAAAAUUUACAGUUAUACCGUUUGGCGCGUCCCAUGUUUCUAUUUCUCAAGUAUCUAUUUCAAGUACAUCGUUUCUUUUAAGUAUUUGUUUUUUUUUUCUCUAAACCGGAAGACCUAAACAUAUCAAACUUCAUAAGGAGGUAUCAUCACAUCUGGUUUCAUUGAAUGAGGUUUAACACCAACUAACAUUUGUUUUGGUUCGAUACCCAUACAAAAUCCAACACGCCCAACUUUGAGUCGGAAAAAGCUGGACAUAUAUUCAUCCAAAUCUGCUGGUUAACGGUGACGAGCUGGCGCAAGUCGUGGGUUGUCCGUGGAUAAUGCGAGACAGUGGCGGUAGCUUGGCCCAGAACCGCUGGCAGGGAGACCUGGGUCUGACCGCUGUGGGGCAGGACAACACAGGAGGGGGUGGGAUUCCAGGAGACCACCUCAUAGUCCCAGUGUCAGGUCACAGUGUACCCAGCCCCAUGCACCUCAGACUGGGGCAGAAAGAGAAAGUGUGGACAGGAGAAUAUGUAGAUGAGGAUGAGGAGGAUGGCAUGGGUGAGAUUGAGGCAAUAGGUGACGAGGAAGAAGAAAAUGAUGUUGAAGGGGAGGACAUGGUCAAGUUUGAGGGCAAGGGUUGGAUUAACAAUGAGGAGGAGAAGGAAAAUGAAGGAGACCAAGCAAAGGUGGAGUGGGCAAUACCAGACUUUGCUGCCCAAUCCACCCGGCAGUCUCAUUCGCAACACCACUAUUUUGGACAACAACAGAAGAAGGAAGUAGAGGAAAGUGAUGAUGUCAUUGUCGAUGAUACCCUCUCCCAGACUGAAGCAGGGGACUUGCUCAGGUCCCGCCUCAGCAGUUACAGGGCUCUAAGGAGGCUCAGGCGCUGGCAGCGCUUACGAUCCCGCGGAGGCCUUGGAUUUCGGCUCACCCAGCACUGGAAGAGCUGGCGCCAGCGAGCCCGGUGGGCAUGUUUACUUGGGCAAAGGUGGAACUGGAGAGGGCAAAGGUAUAAUCUAUACACCAAGCAGAAGAGAAUAAAAAGGUAUCAGCAAUCACCAUGCACCAAUGGAGACGAUGACAACAGCAAUGAGAGGUUCACAGAGCUUGACAGAGAUAAGCAGAUAAAUGGCUGCUCUUCAGAGAAGCAAGAGGACAGAGUGAGACGCGAUGUGGAGGUCAAACCUGUGGAACUGGCCCUAACUGAGGAGCACAUGAGUUGUGUGACUGGUAUUCUUGAGGAGUCUCUACAGCAGUAUGGCAGUUUGAUCCCCGUCCACGUCGAUGACAUUGUGGAUAAGCUUCAGGACAUCUUCAAUGAGAACUUCUUUCAGCCACACAGGAAAGUAGUGGUCCAGCACCUAAUAAACUCCUUCCAGCGUUCGUCAGGAACAGCCAUGACUAAAACAUUCAGAGUCAACUACAAACGGCAUGUUCUGACCAUGGAUGACCUGGGUACUCUCUAUGGACAGAACUGGCUCAAUGACCAGGUAAUGAACAUGUAUGGUGACCUGGUCAUGGACUCUGUGCCAGAGAAGGUUCACUUUUUCAACAGCUUCUUUUAUGAUAAGCUAAGGACAAAGGGCUAUGAAGGAGUCAAACGGUGGACGAAAAAUGUUGACAUCUUUCAGAAGGAUUUGUUGUUGAUCCCCAUCCACCUGGAGGUCCACUGGUCACUUGUCAGUGUCGAUAUUCCUCGUCGAGCCAUCACUUACUUUGACUCUCAACGAACCCUCAACAGACGUUGCCCAAAGCACAUUUUUAAAUAUCUGCAAGCAGAGGCCAUCAAAAAAGAUCAACAAGACUUUUUGACAGGAUGGAAAGGCUUUUUUAAAAUGAAUGUGGGUCGUCAAAACAAUGACAGUGACUGUGGGGCUUUUGUGCUACAGUACUGCAAGUGUCUGGCACUAGGGCAGCCAUUCUGCUUUGGCCAGCAGGAUAUGCCCCGACUGAGGAGGCAAAUGUACAAAGAACUUUGUCACUGCAAACUCAUCCUGUGACCAACCACCCCAGCUCAGCCCACAAGCUCCACCUGCUCCCACCCCAACAAGAUUGAGGGACAGUGAUAUAACAAGAAGAGGACAAGGGGGGGUGGCAAAUUAUAGACUGACUGGAAAAAAAAGAAAGGUUACAAAAAUUUUAUUUUUCUCUGCCAACAUCCAGAUGAAUUACCUCUACUGUAGGUGAUGGCAUUGUUUUGCUUUAUCUCUUUUUGCUUCCCUCUUUCUACCAUUUGAAAACUGAUUUGAUUUCUAUGUGCUGGUUAUUCCUUUGCGGUUGACAGAGGCCAAGACUAGUUUCCAUUUUGGGUAUGUGUUAUUCUUCCAUCCCAUUGUAGUCCACUUCUUUUUUUUUUUUUUAGUCCAAAUGGGAGCAUGACGAAGAUUAUGAAGACAUUUAGAAUCCAGUCCAGAUGAAAGGCUGGACCACAGUUAGUCCAGCCUGCCACUACUUCCAUGUUAGACACCUGAACAGUGAGUGCAGAAGUAGCGUGCAUGGACAGCAGAAUCAUUUGAACCAGUCUGUGUAAGCUGUGUACCAUUUUCAUGCCUUCCAUCCAUUCAGGCCAUACAGUAUGCUGUGUUCCAUUCCAAAUGUGAAAUGUCGGAAACUCCAUCUUUGAAAAACAAGGCAAAAUAUCAACAUCCACAUACAAAACACUCCCCCACACCACAGCCAAUGUUAUGUUGACGAUGCUGUCUAGUCACCACAUAAUGUUUGCCACUGUACUGCAAACUGACAUUUCCAAUAUAUACUUGUUAAACGGUUUCUUACAAUAUGUUUAGAUGGGUUUAACCUGAUGCUGAAAAUGGAUCUUGCAUAGUUGAUGCUGCCAUGUUGAUGUCAGAAAGCGUAGUCAUUCUAGUGCUUUUUUUGUUUUUUGAGGGAUAUCAAAAUUUACACAACAUUCAUGGAACAUGCCACAUAUUAACUCUUGUGCCAGAAAAUUCAUCUAGCUCCAUCGUUCUUCUGAGUUGUACAACAAGAACAUUGUAAUGUGGGAGACUGGAUCUGUGUCUGUGGAUCACCCUGUAAAUUUUGGUCUAAAGAAGGGGUCUCUACACUGCAUUUAUCUUUUUUUCUGUGUUUUAUCUCUGUCAGUAAAAUGUGUUGAUAUGCUUAUUGCUUUAAACAAAUGGUGUUAAACGAAGGACUUUGAAUUUGUGUUAAUUUCAGAGUAGGUACAAAAGAAAUUCUCAAGUUAGUAUUCCUUUGGAAGUCAGUUGUUUUGGUGAGGACCACAACUGCUACACAUGAUCCAGCAUGUCCACAAUGGAGUUACAGUACCCUGCUCUUCCUUUUAUAACUAAAGGAAAAUUUGUUGAUAGCUGUGUGUUUUUUGUUUUUUUUUCAUGCAGGAGUUGAUAAAGUUAACAGUUUUAUAUAUCUUCUACAAUGCAUUAUGGUUGCUAAAAAUAAAAAUGUGUCAAACAAGAGUGUGCAUUUUAUUAAU